Messenger RNA from Megalopta genalis, 8366 nucleotides. It is a transcript of the gene PlexA, whose product is annotated as plexin A. The record is from RefSeq and is a predicted model, not a curated record. Lineage: Eukaryota; Metazoa; Arthropoda; Insecta; Hymenoptera; Halictidae. Gene Ontology annotation, molecular function: protein binding; semaphorin receptor activity. Gene Ontology annotation, cellular component: semaphorin receptor complex; plasma membrane. Gene Ontology annotation, biological process: regulation of cell migration; semaphorin-plexin signaling pathway.
CGGCCUGGCGGAGCCCAGUCGAGUCCCGUGAGUCCGGGCAAACACAGCUAUUAAAGUGGUACGUGGUGGUGGUGUAGGCGUCGUCCGGGACUGAGAUUUCGAGGGCCGCCAUCGGGGAAAGCAUCGGGCGCGGAUCGGUGUCCGCGCGUCCCAGUGUCAGUCCGGCGACAUCACGCGUGGUAUGGCACUACGACGACGGUAGGCCGUCCUAGCGCUGGAAAACCCGAACGGACGGUCCCACACGUUCCUCGUUCCGGAAAACCGACCGGGGGCCUGUCACCGCUGCGACACGCCGCGCGACACAAGGGAAAACAGGCAGCCCGAGAAAUAGAGCGAGAGAGAGAGAGAGAGGGAGCCCACCUGAGAGACACCCCCUCCAAACACACCGAGACCAGUGGCGGCGGUGUCGCGACACCGCUCGAACUACCUCCGGCCUGGACGCGAACGUGAAACCCGCGGAGGACGCAUACCGAAGUAAUCCACACGCCGGAAUCGAAAUAGGAGGGCGCGCACCAUGAUUCUGCGCGUCUGAGUGUGUUUUGUGUGUGUGUGGUGUGCGCGGUGCCGGCGGCGCUCGCGCGCGCGAGACAGGGGGACCGCGAUAGAUAGAUGGAGAUAGAUAGGUAGACUAGGUGUAGAUAGCGAUAGAUAGGACAAGAUAGAGGCGGAAGGUCGCGAGAAUAGGAGAAAGGGGUUCCCGCUGAAUAGUAGCCAAAGUGCGCGACGGGAAAUAGUGACAACAACGCACCGCUUAUCAGAGAUAGAGAGAUAGGGAGAGAGAGAGAGAGAGAAAAAGAAAGAGAGAAAGAAAGAGAGAAAGAAAGAGAGAGGGAGAGUAGGGCCUGAAUCGGAACGGAUCGGGUAGAAUCGCGCGCGGUAAAGGGUCACGGGACGAUGUUAUCGUUGGUGGUCGCGAGUUCCUUCGAUCCCUGACGAGCAGUGGCUCGCGCGCUCCGUGUGACCGAUUAAAAGAAGACUCGCGAGUGUGUAUCGAUUGAAGAGAGCCGUGGGUCGCGGGCGGGAACGGCCUGGCAAGAGGUAAAACGAUAUUCCGACGACGACGACGACGGUGCAACGAGGGAAUCGAGAGCAGAUAAACGGGAUCGAGUGAGAGGGACGUGAUCGAGGAGCAAGACUCGCGAACAGAACGAGAAAGAAAGAGUUUAACGGCGGCUGUGAGUGAUCCGUAGUGCGUGUACCGAGAAAAGAGCAACAGAGCCCAGCGAAAACAGAGGGAGACAGGAGAGAGAGAGAGAGAGAGAUCGAGACAGAGAGAUAAAGAGAGAGAUAAAGAUACGUAGAGUGCGUGCUCUGAAGCCGGAGCACGUCGCGAAGGAGUAUCAUCGAGGACGGGGGGUCCAGCGCGACAUUGGGGGGGCGUGUGAGACUGAUUUUGCCCCCCCUACCCCCCUCCCUCGUCGCCGUUGCCCAAAACUGUGACUUCAUCGUCCCACUCGGGCAAUCUCGUCGCUGGCGUUACAACGUUGCCGUUUAGGGUGUCUCGGCCAAAGAAGGUCUGGGCGAGGCUCGAGGAGGACGCCUCCAGGAAGAUCCCCGCGCGCCAGCGAAGGAGGAAGCGGCGAGAAACGGUGGUGUCCCGUAGCGUAGGAAGAAGUAGAGUAGUAAGAUGCUAGUCUUCCCCGGCAGCGAGACGUCGACGAGGAUGGGAUCGAUGGUGUCGCACGAACGGCAACUUCGUCUGCUCCUGUCGAUCCUGGUGCUGCUGUCCCCAAGGCUGCCGGUCCGUUCGACCCCGGCCGACAUAGUACAAAAGUUCCACGACCCGGAGGUGAAGCACAUGAACCAUCUAGUGGUGGACAAGAACACCGGCCGGCUGUACGUGGGCGCGGUGAACCGGCUGUAUCAGUUAUCGCCGGACUUGAACCUGGUCGUGAAGGAGAUAACAGGGCCGAAAGGCGACUCGACCGCUUGCUCGAUGAUCAACUGUCCCCGGGAGACGCCGACCCGGCCGGUCGACAACGUGAACAAGGCGCUGGUGAUCGACUACACGACCAGCAAGCUGAUCUCGUGCGGCGUCGUGUCCCAGGGCACCUGCAGGGUCCGGAACCUCCACAACAUCUCGGACAUCGUGCAAGAAGUGAAGGAGGCGGUGGUCGCGAACAACGAGACCGCCUCGACGGUCGCGUUCAUCGCGCCCGGACCGCCGAACCCGCCGGUCUCCCAGGUGAUGUACGUGGGCGUCACGUACACCGGGAACUCGCCCUACCGAUCCGAGGUACCAGCGGUCAGCUCCAGGUCCCUCGACAAGGACCGGAUGCUGAACAUCGCCAAGGCCGCCGUCACCACUGGCACCAGGAUGUACGUGAACUCGUUGUCCCGCGACCGUUACCGCAUCACCUACAUUUACGGGUUCAGCAGCGGCGGGUUCAGCUACUUCCUGACCACGCAAAUGAAGGACACGGAGACGCCUAUAUUCAUGUCGAAGAUGGUCCGGGUCUGCCACGACGACGAGCACUACUACUCGUACACCGAGAUACCGAUCAACUGUUCAACGGAGGGGACCAAUUACAAUCUCAUGCAGGCCGCGUACGUCGGCAAGGCCGGCUCCGUGCUAGCAGAGGCUUUGGGGAUCACCGCGCAGGAGGACGUUCUCUUCGCGGUAUUCUCUAAGAGCGAGUCCCUCAGCAACAACAUACCCCUGCCGGAUUCCGCGCUCUGUGUCUACUCGUUACAGGCCAUCAGACGGAAGUACAUGACCAAUAUACAGAAGUGCUUCAGCGGCGAAGGACACCGGGGACUGGACUACGUCUCGCCGAGUCACAAAUGCAUCUUAACGAAAUUGCAGACUAUUGGCGAGGACUUCUGCGGGCUGGACGUGAACACACCUUUGGGUGGCGAGGAUGCGGUCGAAGGUACUCCAGUCCUCACCUUCAAGACCCGUCUGACCGCGGUCGCAGCUACCUCGACCGGUGACUAUACCGUCGUCUUCGUGGGCACCAAGGAGGGUCAUCUGAAGAAGGUGGUGGUAGAGAGCUCGACCAUGGGAUUGGAGUACGGCGACCUGGAGAUCGAUCCAGGGGCACCGGUGAACGCGGAUCUGCUCUUCGACUCCCAGCUCAUGCAUCUGUACGUGAUGACGAAUAAAACGGUGUUCAAGGUCAAGGUGCAGGAAUGCUCGGUGUACAAGACCUGCUUGGAGUGCCUCGGCGCGAAGGACCCGUACUGCGGCUGGUGUUCGCUGGAGAAUAAAUGCAACCUGCGCAGAGACUGCCAGGACGCAGCGAAGGACCCUCUGUACUGGAUCUCGUACAAAAGCGGCAGAUGCACGGCGAUCACGAACGUCAAUCCGGAUCUGCUGCAGCGCACUACCGCUCGAACCCUGGAGCUGGUCAUCGAGAACCUGCCGACGCUUCCCGGACAGUUCCUCUGCGCGUUCUCGACCCUGGACAAAACCCUGAUCACGAACGCCUCGCGGAAGUCCUUCGGCGUGAACUGCACCACGCCGAGGACCGAUCUCCUGCCGCCCAUACCACCUGGCCAGCACCAUUUCAUCGCGAAACUCUCCGUGAGAAUGACCAACGGACCGGACUUAGUCGCCACCAACUUCACAUUCUUCGACUGCAACACCUACAGCUCCUGCACCCAGUGCGUCUCGUCAAGUUUCCCCUGCGACUGGUGCGUCGACGCGCACAGGUGCACCCACGACACCGCUGAAAACUGUCGGAACGACAUACUGGUCACCGGAAUCAACAGGAUGGGUCCAAGCUACAGAAGCGGUCCCGCCUUCUGUCCAACCAUGAACGCGACCGACACGCAAGAGAUCCUGGUAUCGGCUGGCGUGAAGCAAGCGAUCCGCGUCAAAGUGCACAUCAUCGGGCAAUUCAUCGUGCAGACCCGGUUCGUCUGUCAGUUCAACAUAGAGGGCCGAGUAACGAGCGUGGGCGCCCGCUUGUUAGGGGACACGAUCUACUGCGAGGAGACUGACUUUUCGUACACGUCCCGCGCGCCGAACAUCAGCGUGCCGUUCGCGGUGAUCUGGGGCGGCUCGAAGCCUUUGGACAACCCGCACAACAUCCACCUGGUGAUAUUCCGUUGCCGCGACAUGGCCGACAACUGCGGCAUGUGCCUGGCCCUCGCGCCCAAGUACGACUGCGGCUGGUGCCAGAGCUCGGACAAGUGCGAAGUUAUGAGCCAAUGCAACUGGGGCACCAGGAUCUGGCUGAACAGGAACCAGACCUGCCCGAACCCUGUGAUACACUCCUUCGAACCGGUCAUGGGUCCCUGGGAAGGCAACACCAACGUCACCAUACGCGGCAUCAAUUUGGGCAAAACGUUCAAUGACAUCUUCCGCGGCGUUAUGGUCGGCGGGAUGAGUUGCGAGCCGUACGAAGAACUGUACAUGCGAACGAAGCAGAUCGUCUGCCGCGUAGACGGUCCAGGCAUCGAAGAGACCCGGAGCGGCCCGGUGGUGGUCGAGAUCGAGGCUUACCGCGGCGAAUCCAAGAACAACUUCGAGUUCGUGAAUCCUCGGAUCUACUCCAUAUCUCCUCAGUACGGGCCGGUCAGCGGCGGCACCACGGUCACCAUCACUGGACGACACAUGAACGCCGGCAGCAGGAUCGAGGCGUUCAUCGGCAACUAUUCGUGUUCCAUAAUCAGCACGGAACCGAACGAGGCGUUGUGUAUGACCAGCGCGAGCGACAAGAAGAAAAGGGGCGUCGUCCAGAUGAGAUUCGACGGCGCUUCCAGGUUCUACGACGGCGCGACGUUCGAGUACGUGGACGAUCCGACGAUCGACAGCGUGGAGAGCGGGGUGGCGAGUCAGGUGAAGAUCCCUAAGGGUAUCCCGGCCGGCGGCAUCAAGAUAUCGGUGACCGGGAAGAACCUCGGGUUCAUACAGAGUCCCCAGAUGUACGUUUACUACGACGAGAAGAUGUUCGUCUCACAGUGCGAAGUCCACAGCCAGGAGAGAAUGAUCUGCAAGUCGCCGACGAUCGAGCUGCCCGAGGACACCGUGCUGGACGCGGAGAAUCCUAUACCGCUGGUGUACGGUUUCCGCAUGGACAACGUGACGGGUGUACAGAAUCUGACUCAACGCGGUUUCCAGAAGUUCCUCCUCUACCCGAAUCCGAUCUACAAGGAGUUCGACGAGGAGAUCAAGUACUACAAGAGCGACUACUUGACCAUCAACGGGCUCUAUCUCGAUCGCGCCUGCCAGGACUCCGACGUGACCGUGCAGAUAGGCAACGCGUUCUGCAACGUCACCUCCCUCUCCAGGCAACAGUUGACCUGCAGGCCACCCUUGACUCAGCCGCCCGCCGUCGACUUCGAGGGUCUGCCGAACAAGCAGGAGCUACCCGAAGUGAUAGUGACCGUCGGUGGCACGCUUCGCUAUCGCAUAGGGAAACUAAGCUACGCGUUACCCGCCAGCCUCGACGGACCCCUGUCGAAGCCGGCCCUUAUCGGCGUGAUCGCCGCCAUCGUGAUCCUGGUGUUCGUGUUCAUCGCCUUCCUGAUCGCUUACCGCAGGAAGUCGACCGAGAGCAACAGAGUGCUGAAGAACAUGCAGGAGCAAAUGGACAUCCUAGAGCUGCGUGUCGCCGCCGAGUGCAAGGAGGCGUUCGCCGAACUGCAAACCGAGAUGACCGAUCUUACCGGCGAUCUGACCAGCGGCGGCAUACCGUUCCUCGAUUAUCGCACUUACGCCAUGAUGAUACUGUUCCCGAGCGACGACAAUAGCCCCGUGCUGCAAUGGGACCGGCCGGAACUGGCACGCAAGGAGAAAGGCCUGCGCCUGUUCGGCCAACUGAUACUGAACAAAACGUUUUUGCUUCUGUUCGUGCGAACGCUCGAGAGCAACCGAUAUUUCUCCAUGAGGGACAGAGUGAACGUCGCCAGCCUCAUUAUGGUCACCCUACAGAGCAAGAUGGAGUACUGCACGGACAUCCUGAAGACUCUUCUCGCGGAGCUGAUCGAGAAGUGCACCGAGGGCAAGAGUCAUCCUAAGCUGUUCCUCAGACGAACGGAGAGCGUCGCUGAGAAGAUGCUGUCAGCUUGGUUCACCUUCCUCUUGUACAAAUUCAUGCGAGAAUGCGCCGGUGAACCGUUAUACGUGCUAUUUCGCGCAGUGAAACAGCAGGUUGAUAAAGGUCCCGUGGACGCCAUCACUUCCGAGGCUAGAUAUUCCUUGUCGGAAGAGAAAUUGAUCAGACAAUCCAUCGACUUCAAACCAAUGACGGUCUACGUAUCCAUAUCUCAACAAACGGUUUUUGUCGGUGGCAUGGAUCCGAACACGGAGAACGUUCCGGUGAAGGUACUGGACUGCGACACGAUAUCUCAAGUGAAGGAGAAGGCAUUGGACACCAUCUACAGAGCCACGCCAUACAGCCAAAGACCUAGGAAGGACGACCUCGAUCUCGAAUGGCGAACCGGAGCAUCCGGAAGAUUGAUCCUGUACGACGAGGACUCGACAACGAAGACGGAGGGCGAAUGGAAGAAACGGAACACUUUGAACCACUACAGGGUACCGGACGGAGCAUCGUUGAACCUAGUGUCCAAGCAGUCGUCGAUCUACAACUUGUCGAUCCUUUCGGAGAAGACGGACAAGUCGCACAAAUACGAGACCUUGAACCUCAGCAAAUUUAGCUCGGCCAGCCCUCCGCUUUCUCGCGCCACGUCGCCGUUGAACCAAAACCACGACGGAGGACUGAAGUGCUGGCAUCUCGUCAAACACCACGACUCCGACGCGCGAAAAGAAGGCGAUCGCGGCAACAAGAUGGUCUCCGAGAUCUAUCUGACGAGGUUACUGGCAACGAAGGGUACGCUCCAGAAAUUCGUCGACGACCUGUUCGAAACGAUCUUCAGCACCGCCCAUCGAGGCUCGGCUCUUCCCCUCGCUAUAAAAUAUAUGUUCGACUUCAUGGACGACCAAGCUCUGCACCACGGCAUAUCCGACCCCGAAGUGGUCCACACAUGGAAGAGCAACUCCCUUCCGCUUAGGUUUUGGGUUAACCUUAUUAAGAAUCCGAAUUUCAUUUUCGACAUACACAAAUCGAACAUCGUAGAUUCGUGUCUGUCGGUCGUGGCGCAGACGUUCAUGGACAGCUGUUCCACUUCAGAUCAUAGAUUAGGUAAGGACUCGCCGAGUUCGAAGCUACUAUACGCAAAGGACAUUCCAGUGUACAAAGAAUGGGUAGAACGUUACUAUUCAGAUAUCAAAGUCAUGCCAGCCAUAUCCGAUCAAGACAUGAACGCCAUGCUUGCCGAAGAGUCUAGGUUGCACACAACGGAGUUCAACACAAAUUGUGCUCUGUACGAGCUGUACACGUAUGCGGGUAAAUACAACGAACAACUGAUAGUGACACUGGAAGAGGACGAAUUCUCACAGAAGCAGAGACUGGCAUACAAGCUCGAGCAAGUGCAUAAUAUAAUGGCGGCGGACAAUCCCUGAUGUACCAUGAACUCUAUGAAGCACAUGUCAAAGCCUGCCCGCCAAGAGUUACCCUGCUGAAUACUCGACCACAGUUAGGUAUUCUUGAGGAAGCACCAAGAGGACUGGCCUAUCUUAUAAUCGAUCGUCUCAGGUUUUCCGUGCAAGCCAGUUGUACGCUUAGUAUGCGAAUGAAAUACACAAUUACAGGUACACCCACAGAAACCUACACUCGUACACAUACACUCGUCAACGGUCGUGGACACUUGCGAACACGCAUUGCAUACAGACACAAACAGGAAGAUACUGCACAAUGGACUGCUAAGCAAAGAAGCUUCACGGGGGAAGUUCAACGGGAAGACAUUAAGUGUUGUUUGGAUUAAUACGUGUGAGAAUUAACAGAGAAAAAAACAAAAGUCUUCUGAAUGGUCGCUGGCAGGCGGGUGUGUGCGGCGAUAAUCAAGUGCGCACGCCACGCAUAACUGUACAUAAGAUACCAAAAUCACGAUUAAUUGUAAUAGAAUUAUUUGAUGUGCGGCGGCCACACCGGCCGGCGGCCAUGGCACACAACAAAUAAAUAAACGAUAUACAACCAUAAAGAAAGAAUAAAAGAAAGCAAAUGAAAUGAAAAAAAAAAAGAAUGAAACGGGAUUUUUUCGCCAAUGUUUCGCGGCAGCGAUCAACGCCGCGAAUCGGUCGGUGGACAACAUAGGGUUUUAAAAACACGAAACGAAGAUUUCAAACGGCAAAAAAGUAAAAAAAUAGACAUUAGUGAUAUAAGUGAGAGUGAACGAAUCGGCCGGUCGAUCCCGAUUGUUUGUAAAUGUGUUUAAAAAGAAGCGAUCGAUAAUGCCGCGCGCCAUCGUCGGGGGAUCGGCGAUUUUUAACGAAGAAACAUUUCCAUCCACCGCUACUAGCUGAAAUUUUUUGAAUUACGAACUGACGAAUUUUAAUAAAUAAGAUAAUUAACGAUUAA